AUGUAUGGUACAUUUAAUAAAACUAUGUCGAAUAAAUCGGGUACUCAGUCAACUUCGACAGAAUUUCGUGAUGGGUAUACAGAACAACAACAACAGCAAUAUAGAAAAUACCUCCAACAGCUCAAAAACGAAUUCAAUGAAAGGUGGUGCAAGAAACCAAACCCUAGUAUUAAUUUUACUGACUUAGAACGCGUACGAACCUUGGGUACUGGCGCCUUCGGUAGAGUAGUUCUGUUAAGACAUACUAAACAACAAAAAUUCUACGCCAUGAAAGUUUUAGAAAAAGAAAAAGUCAUAAAGAUGAAACAAGUCGAACAUACGCUGUAUGAAAAGCGAAUUCUCGAAGCGAUUCGAUUUCCGUUUACGGUUUCCAUGGAGCUCAGUUUUAAAGAUAAUAGCUAUAUUUAUUUUAUAAUGCCAUUUAUACCUGGAGGUGAAAUGUUUACCCACCUUCGGCGAAUGGGAAAAUUUGAGGAGCCAUUAGCGAAAUUUUAUGCUAGCCAAGUUGUUUUAGCAUUAGAAUAUCUUCAUUUCACAAACCUAGUAUAUCGAGAUUUAAAACCUGAAAACAUAUUAAUAGACAAGAAUGGCUAUUUAAAGAUAACCGACUUCGGAUUUUGUAAAGUAUUACAGGGAAGGACGUGGACUUUAUGUGGAACACCAGAAUAUUUAGCUCCGGAGCUGAUUUUGAGUAAGGGAUACGGGUUUUCUGUCGACUGGUGGUCGUUUGGAGUUCUACUUUUUGAAAUGAACGCUGGUUAUCCACCGUUUUACGCAAAUGAACCGAUGAAAACUUAUGAAAAAAUUGUUGCUGGAAAAUAUAGAUGUCCUUCGAGCUUUAAUCCUGAUUUACGAGAUAUUGUACGCAAUACUCUGCAAGUUGAUAUAACUAAACGGUUUGGAGUAAUGAGAAAUGGUGUUAUGGAUUUCAAAAACCAUAAAUGGUUUAAAGGAAUAGAAUGGGAAGCUAUUUUAAAUUGUCGGUACCCACCACCGUAUGUUCCAAAAUGCAGACAUCCUGGUGAUUCAACAAAUUUUGAACGCUACGAUGAAGAACCAAUGAAACCAGCAUCAUACUGCAGAUUUGAAUCUGAGUUUCUUGAUUUUUAG
This is a messenger RNA of Melitaea cinxia (Glanville fritillary), 1110 nucleotides long. RefSeq names its product cAMP-dependent protein kinase catalytic subunit 1-like. The transcript has a single exon. Gene Ontology annotation, biological process: peptidyl-serine phosphorylation. Gene Ontology annotation, molecular function: ATP binding; cAMP-dependent protein kinase activity. The record is from RefSeq and is a predicted model, not a curated record. Bases 1 to 1110 code for a protein of 369 amino acids. Gene Ontology annotation, cellular component: nucleus; cAMP-dependent protein kinase complex. NCBI's taxonomy places the organism in Eukaryota, Metazoa, Arthropoda, Insecta, Lepidoptera, Nymphalidae.